This is a messenger RNA of Ramularia collo-cygni, 759 nucleotides long. RefSeq lists its product as uncharacterized. The coding region runs from base 1 to 759 and encodes 252 amino acids. Lineage: Eukaryota; Fungi; Ascomycota; Dothideomycetes; Mycosphaerellales; Mycosphaerellaceae. The transcript has a single exon. The record is from RefSeq and is a predicted model, not a curated record. Gene Ontology annotation, molecular function: oxidoreductase activity.
AUGGCCAGGAACAAGACCGUAAUCGUCACCRGCGGAGCUCAUGCUAUUGGGAGAUGCCUCGUGAAGCGCUUCCUUGAAGAUGGCCACAAAGUCUACAUACUUGAUCCCGACGAGGUGGCGCUGCUUGCUACAUUGCAGAGCCACAUCCGACCUAACCCAGAAGAUCCCGUGAACCUGGAUGGGAACGUUUGCGACCUCGAGGACGCUGAUGAGCGUGAUAAAGGCAUCGACAAAGCAGUCGCAUUCUUCGAUGGGCCAGUUGAUGUCUUGGUCACCACAAUACCUGCCGUCCUGCAACCAGAAACAGAAAUAGAAGCAGGUGCGGUAUCGCGAGCCUAUGGAAUGACAAAAGCCUGUCUCCCAGCUAUGAGGGCUCAACAUGGUGAUGCUCGCCAUGUUGCCCCAUGCAUCAUCCACAUCACUCCCGCAGAGAACGAGAUGAGGUCAUACAAGUAUGCUGCUGUCAAAGCUGCCCUGAAGGGUUUCAUGAAGAGCAACGCAAUCACUUUCCAGAGCGAAGGCAUUCGAGUCAACCUUGUGAUCCUCGGCAGGAUCAAGGAGGCUAGAGACAGGAACGCAAAUCCAAACACAACGUUUGCGACGCCGGAUGAUGUUUACGGCACUGUCAUGUACUUUGCCAAUGCUGCCUUUGUCAUUGGACAACACAUCACGGUGGAUCGUAGCCCUACAGGCAUCAAGAAGCCAUUCGGAAAUCCCAUCAAGCAAGCACCGUUGGUUCAUGCGGCCCCGGCAGCAUGA